Messenger RNA from Aspergillus pseudoviridinutans, 492 nucleotides. RefSeq lists its product as uncharacterized. NCBI's taxonomy places the organism in Eukaryota, Fungi, Ascomycota, Eurotiomycetes, Eurotiales, Aspergillaceae. The record is from RefSeq and is a predicted model, not a curated record. The transcript has 2 exons. The coding region runs from base 1 to 492 and encodes 163 amino acids.
AUGUCAACUCCUUCCCCAGACCACUCUCCAUUGCUGGGAAUAGCGCCAGAAGAGUCCAGUUUCAGACGCCGAAGAUUCGUCUUCCAAGUCAAAAAUGACAUUCUCAAUGCAAGGGAAUCAGUAUUUCUGAAAUAUGAGAGCAUAGAACCCAGCAUUGGAAGCCGUGCUGCACUCAGUCUCGACUCGGAUGGGGAGAUCGAGGCAAGAUCAGUCCUCAUCAAUUACAAUUCAGUCACCCAGAUCUUCACAGUCGAUAUGCCCACAGCUUUUCCCAGUUGUCAUCAACCCUGGAUUAUCGAUGAGUUCAUCCAGGCAGGGGUGUCGGGGUUCUUGACUUGCGCUGAAAAUGACGAUAUCACCAUGUCUUCAAACACUCGCUUCAAUACAUUUGCAGAAACAUAUCCGAUGUCAUUUGCUGUGCCAAAUCUCUACUUGGAACCGAGUGGCUUUCCCCUGCCCACGAUUGUGUUUGUAUCGGGGUUUGCCCAGUAA